Molecule: messenger RNA, 321 nt
Organism: Penicillium subrubescens
Lineage: Eukaryota; Fungi; Ascomycota; Eurotiomycetes; Eurotiales; Aspergillaceae
Exons: 1
Coding region: 1-321 (106 amino acids)
Source: RefSeq, a predicted model, not a curated record
AUGAUUGGAUCGGCCGCGCAGCUGAGCACAACCAGUGACAAGCCUGCAACGGCUCAAACCAGCCAGGGAUCGACGAGUUCUCAGCGGCAGACCGAGCCAGAUGAGCUCCCGAGAGGCCCGAAGCACUCAUGGAGCCAGACAAAAAGCAGGUGGCUGCAUCACCCUUCAGCCAGUGAGAAGGCUGGCAAGAAUCUUCAUGCACUCGGCACCAGCUCUUCCAUUUCCGUCGUUAUGGCACGAACGAGUCAGCAGUCGCAGAGCAGUGAUCGCCCUGCACUUCCGAAACACCCAGGCCAGCAAGUGCAAACUCUCAGCGCUUGA